GCGGCGCCGCCGCUCUCGGGUAACGAACCCGAACGGGCGAUCUCGUGCUAGGAAGAAGAGAAGGACUACCGAGGCCCGGCGCCGGGAGAGCUGCUGGAGCCGCUGUUUAAGCAGAGCAGCUGUUCGUACAGGAUUGAAUCUUACUGGACUUACGAGGUCUGCCAUGGGAAACACAUCCGCCAGUAUCACGAGGAAAAGGAAACAGGGCAGAAAAUAAACAUCCAAGAAUACUACCUUGGGAAUAUGAUGAUGAAGACCCCAUUAUCUGAACCAGAUCAAGAAGAGAAGGAAAAGCCAAAAGAAAGCACAAAAGAGAUACCCACAAAAAACAUAGAGGGGCAGAUGACUCCAUACUAUCCUGUAGAAAUGGGAAAUGGCACACCCUGCAGCUUGAGACAAAACCUCCCCAGAUCGAGUACAGUCAUGUACAUCUGUCAUCCAGAAGCUAAACACGAGAUUCUUUCAGUAGCAGAGGUUACAACUUGUGAAUAUGAGGUGGUUAUAUUGACACCUCUGUUAUGCAACCAUCCUAAAUAUAGGUUUAGGGCUUCCCCUGUGAAUGACAUCUUUUGUCAGUCUCUGCCUGGAUCCCCACUUAAACCCCAUAAUCUGGAACAGCUGGAGAAACAGCAGGAAAUGAUGAAAAUGCCUUUAAGAAGAGCUAAAGAGGAAGAGACACCUUCAACAAAAGAAGAGAAGUUUUCUUCCAUUCAUAAGCCUGUUGCUAUUGGUAGCCAUCAACUAUUAACUGUAGGAACAACCCUCAUCUCCAAACUGACUGACGACCAACUUAUAAAGGAAUUUCUCAGUGGCUCCUACUGUUUCCACGGGGGUGUUGGCUGGUGGAAGUAUGAAUUCUGCUACGGCAAGUAUGUUCAUCAGUAUCAUGAGGACAAGGAAAGUGGCAAGACUUCUGUGGUCGUGGGUACUUGGAACAAGGAGGAACACAUUGAAUGGUCCAGAAAGAAUGCUGCUAGAACGUACUAUCUUAAAGAAGAUGGUACGCAGACAGUUAGGAUGGUGUCUCAUUUCUAUGGAAAUGGAGAUGUUUGUGACUUAACUGACAAGCCAAGGCAGGUGACAGUGAAAUUGAAAUGCAAAGAAUCUGAUUCACCUCAUGCUGUAACCAUAUAUAUGCUAGAGCCUCAUUCUUGCCAAUACAUCCUUGGGGUGGAAUCUCCUGUCAUCUGUAAAAUUUUGGAUACAGCAGAUGAAUACGGGCUCCUUUCAGUACCCAGCUAAAGAACAGCACAGUCCAUGAUGACAAAAGCCAUACCCAUCAGCAUCCCAGCUGGCCUUUUCCACAUUAACACCAUGCCUGUGAGAUGACCGACCAGUACAGAAGUGUUCAGCCAACCAGCCUCACCAGCAGAUUUCUCCGAGAUGAGGGACUCAUGAACCACUUUGUGUAUAAUUAUGUGUAUAUAAGAGGUUAUCGAUAAACUUUUAACAAUUAAAAUCUUGUCUUGCACUCCU
Molecule: messenger RNA, 1476 nt
Organism: Meleagris gallopavo (turkey)
Lineage: Eukaryota; Metazoa; Chordata; Aves; Galliformes; Phasianidae
Source: RefSeq, a predicted model, not a curated record